Anopheles cruzii is the source of this 3105-nucleotide messenger RNA. Its product is annotated as hemicentin-2-like. The record is from RefSeq and is a predicted model, not a curated record. Gene Ontology annotation, molecular function: protein binding. The transcript is spliced from 18 exons. Lineage: Eukaryota; Metazoa; Arthropoda; Insecta; Diptera; Culicidae. The coding region runs from base 1 to 3105 and encodes 1034 amino acids.
AUGGCGCCGAAAUACGUGACAGGAAUAAAGGCCACCGCCACCGCCGGCCUAACGACAAAGUUGAGGUGGCGGCGACCAAAGCCACCGCUUCCGGUCACCGUGGCCGCACUGUGCUGGCUGUCGGCUGUCACACUCGUGACCCUCUCCGGAAGGACACUGCUGCUGCCGGCGUCGUCGGCCAGCAGCGUUAUUGGGGACGAGAAUGGUCCACUAAUAGAGGUGCAGACGGCGGUCGGUCUGGACGUUUCGCUGCCCUGCGAUCUGCUGCCAACGAGCAUGACCAUGCUGACGGACAAGGUCUACUUGGUCAUCUGGUACAAGGAGGGCAACACUAAGCCAAUUUACUCCUUCGACGCACGGGGUAAAAGCCUGCAGCAGGCGAUCCACUGGUCGGACGAGGCCGUCCUCAAGUCGAAGGCGUACUUCUACUACGACACCAGCCCGCCGGCCCUGCGGAUAAAGGGCGUCAAGCAGGAGGAUGCCGGACUGUACAGGUGCCGAGUGGAUUUCCACAAAUCGCCCACGAAAAACUGCCGAAUCGACCUGGACGUGCUGGUGCCACCGUCGAAGAUUACGAUUCUGGACGAGCUCGGGGCGGCCGUCCUAAACAACGUCGUCGGUCCGUACCGCGAGCAUGCGGACGUCAAUCUUACGUGCAUCUCGACCGGGGGCCAACCGACGCCGAAGGUCACCUGGUGGCGGGAGCACGCCCUGCUCGACGACUCCAGCCUGGUGCUGCCGGACGGCACCGUCAAGAACGUUCUCUAUCUGGAGAAACUGUCGCGCCAUGAUCUGCAUUCGGUCUAUACGUGCCAAGCGAGCAACGGCCACGUGGUACCGCCACUUUCCAGUGCCGUUAAGAUGGACAUGAAACUGCCACCACUGUUCGUGCGGAUGCAGGGCCUCCGGGAGACACUGACGGCCGGUGUCAAGACGCAAGUAUCGUGCAUCACGGCCGGCAGUCGCCCAGCGCCGAGCGUCGUCUGGACCAAGGGAUCAUCCGUCAUCCGUGGCUCAUCACAAACGACGUCCAACGACGGCAAUGUCACCGUAUCGGAGCUGGUGUUCGUGCCGGGGCCGGAGGAUAAUGAAAAAUCAAUUACAUGCUCAAUUAGCUACAACGAAGUCGACGGACCGACCGUGCUCCUGAAGGACACCCACGUGCUGAACGUCAAGCACGUUCCUGUGAUAUCGCUGGCACUGGGCGCACCGCUGAACUCGCAGAAUCUGAUGGAGGGCUCGGACGUGUAUCUGGAGUGCGACAUCAAGGCGAACCCGGCGGUGAAGAAAAUCGAAUGGUUCCACAACAACAAGCUACUGCAGUCGGCCCGCGGCAUCAUCGUGUCCAAUCAGACGCUCGUCCUGCAGAGCAUCACCAAGUCGACGCACGGCGAGUACAUGUGCCGGGCUUCGAACAGCGAGGGCACCGUCAACAGCAAUCAGCUUUAUUUGGACAUCAAAUAUCCGCCGGUCUGCAAAUCGGAAGCGCAAAUAAUUCGGGCCGCCGUGAAACAAACGGUCAACAUCACGUGCGAUAUCGACGCCAAUCCGAUGCCGAACCUGCUGUUCCGGUGGCAGUUCAACAACUCGCUCGAGAGCAUGCUGGAGCUGCCGCCGUACACGAACGUCGAGUCGGAAGCGGCGAACCUGGCGCUGGCCGAGAUCGACCUGGAGACGAACCACAUGGGCCCCAGCCUGGAGGAGAUGGUCCGGCGGAAGCUGGAGCGGUUGGAGCACUCCGUCCGUCAGCAGCAGCACCAGCAGCAGCACAAGGACGAAACGGUGGUCCCGUUGGUGGACGGCCAGCUCUACAUGUACCGGGUGGAGACGUUCAACAGCUUCGGCACCAUCACCUGCACCGCGACCAACGCGUACGGCCAGAGUGGCCACUGCGCCUAUCACAUACUCGUCGCCGAUGUACCGGACCCCAUCAAGAGCUGCACCGUUUCGAACGUGACCGCCUACACGGUGCACAUCUCGUGCAUCGCCGGCAAGGACGGUGGCAUCCCACAGCAGUUCCACCUCGACGUAUUUGAAGAAUCUAAGCGCAAGCUGCUACAAAGCAUCAGCUACCAGAGCCCGGAAAUGCUGCUCAAAAAGCUGCCCAGCGACACCAAAUUCAUCAUCAAGAUUACGCCCUACAAUCUGCAAGGCACGGCACCAACCAGUUACAGAGUGAAGGCGCAGACCCUUCCGGCGCCGCUACUUAGGACCGCACCAUCGAAGGCGGUCCUCGUGCAGCUAACGCCCCUACUGGGAGCCCUCGUCGGGGCGGCUAUUACGCUCUGUCUGGUCGCCGUGUGCGUUAUCGUGUUCGUGAAGUUCAAAACGAAGAAGAAGCACCAUCAGACGGGUAACACGGAGCAGGACAAGGGCAGCGCGGAACCGCUGAGCCGCAACAUCGGCAGCCACUCGAGCAUCGAUGACAAGAACCCGGACGUGAUACCGCACGAGAACAGCGAGGACGACGACGAGAAACAGUUCGAGCGGCUGGCGCUCCACACCGACACCGCGCUCAAGUACACCGUCUCGACGACGGUGCCGUCCGCGGUCGGGGCCUACUCACCCACGCACCACCACCAUCUAAUGUCCCCGACCGGGAAUGGCUUCAAGAAGUUUGGUGAGCUGUCGCUAACGACCAACCCCGGGUACGCGAUAUACAGCUCGCCGGUCCGAAGCUACGCCAAACCCGGGCCGGGCCAGACGCUCGGUUCGCUGCUGCUGUCCUCGACGAGUGCACCGUCGGCCGCGGUAACGCCACCGCCCGGUGGUGGCCUACUGCUUCCGGGGGCAUCCGGCCCACCGAUGGCCACAUCGCCCGGCCCCGGGACCGGCUCCGUCCUGUCCACCCCGGUGGGUGCGAUGCUACCGACGCGCACCUCACCCAACAUCUACACAAGACUGCCGCUGCGGGACUUUACGCCCAACAGCUACGACAGCAUGCUGAGUACCUCGCAGACGACCUCCUGCUCGUCGUCCUCGAACGGGGGCUACGCCACGUCGCAGAUUUACACCGCCAAAAUGCCACUCCUGACGACCAACUACAGCACGCUGGACAGUACGGGGCCGUGCGCCACCGGACUAGGCGGGCCGGACAAAUGUUGA